UCGAGUCUUUUGCUCAGCCUCGGUCUGGCUCGGCUUUGCCGCGCGCGGCAGUCUCAUGUGUAUUAAAUUACAGAAUGAGGCUGCCUCGCGCGGCAAACGUUGCGAGGCAAACGUCCGAGGCUGCCUCGCGAAGCAAAUCCUCGGUCGGUCAAGACGCGCCUCGACCGAGGCAAACGCACGCGCUGCCUCGCCCGAGCGUGCCGCGACCCGAGCCAAACGUUGUCGGUUUUUGUCCAUGCUCAAAGGCGCCUCAGUACGUUUGCCGCGCGCACUCAAGACGGUCGUGUUUUGCCUCGCUUGUUCGACGAAUACGGAAUAGAGAACAUAAGUAUAAUUAUAUUAUCAUGAAUAGAGAACAGUGUCUCAAAUUAAUACAUUUAUAUGGAGAAUAUAAACUACUUUGGGAUGCGCAAUGUCCUAAUUAUACCAACAGAGGACUAAGAGAAGAUGCGUGGAAUAACAUAAAUCGUGAAAUGAACAUUCCAAUAAUGGAUUUAAAAAAAAAGAUGGAGUCUUUGCUAGGAUCCUAUAGGAGGGAAAGGUCACGUGAAAAGAAAAGCCGUAUCACAGGAUCAGGUAUGUUUAUGUUUAUUAUUAUGUUUUCGUACAGUCAUUACAUAUUUAUAGUCAGUCGUACAAAUUUAAUUAAUUUAUUAUUUAUUACAGGUCGUGGUGACAUAUAUAAAUCAAAUUGGUACGCCUAUGAAGCUUUCAGCUUCCUGGGCGAUAGAAACCAUCCAGGAAAUACUCAAGAUACUUUACCUGAAGACAAUGCAUGUCACAGUGAAAUUCAAAAUGAUGGAAGUCAAAGUAAAACUCGAAAUGAUGGCAGUGAAAAUGAAACUCAAAAUAGUGGCAGUCAAAGUGAAACUCAAAAUCAAGUCGGUAAUGAAAAUACAGUUAAAGAAACCAGAAAUGAAUAUACGAGAGCAAAGAAGAGAACUAAAAGAACUGAGCCAAAUGAUUUAACUGAUAAUGCUAUAUCAGAAGCCUUAACACUAUUACAACAGUGUGCAAGUGAUAGUGCUGCUUCGGAAAAACAUGACUCCUACGAUGUUUAUGGGCAAUAUGUCGCAAAUGAGUUGCGAAAAUAUGACGCUUUUACUUUAGCACAUGUAAAGCAUGCUAUAAAUAAAAUUAUUUUCGAAGCGGACAUGGGAGCAUACCCAUCAUACACUGGUUAUUAUACUCAAUCAUACAGUGGGCUAAACAGUUCCAAUAAUACGUCUUGUCUUUCUUCCUCACCGAUGCCUCCUCAAUCACCGAUGCCUCCUCAAUCACAGAUGCCUCCUACCUCACCGAUGCCUCCUACCUCACCGAUGCCUCCUACCCCACCGAUCCCUCCUACCUCACCGAUGCCCCCUCCGCCUCCUCAUCCUCAUUGUUAGAUAAGUACUUGUUUAAUUAAGCGUUUCAUAUUAAUUGUCUUUUUGUCUAUUUGUCAUGUUGUAAUAAUUAAUAAAAAUGUACGAAAAAUGGAAUAAAA
Bicyclus anynana (squinting bush brown) is the source of this 1486-nucleotide messenger RNA. RefSeq lists its product as uncharacterized. The transcript has 3 exons. The record is from RefSeq and is a predicted model, not a curated record. NCBI's taxonomy places the organism in Eukaryota, Metazoa, Arthropoda, Insecta, Lepidoptera, Nymphalidae. The coding region runs from base 75 to 1388 and encodes 437 amino acids.